Messenger RNA from Andrographis paniculata, 1833 nucleotides. RefSeq lists its product as uncharacterized. Lineage: Eukaryota; Viridiplantae; Streptophyta; Magnoliopsida; Lamiales; Acanthaceae. Bases 280 to 1545 code for a protein of 421 amino acids. The transcript has 5 exons. Gene Ontology annotation, molecular function: starch binding. The record is from RefSeq and is a predicted model, not a curated record. Gene Ontology annotation, cellular component: membrane.
GACUGAUUCAACAACGGGGGGGGAGGGAGGGAGGGACGGAGAGGUAAAAGUGUGGUGUGUGCGAGUGCGAGUGCGAGUGCGAGUGAGACUUGUUUCUGAGAUUGAGGAUCGUGGAGCCGACUGAGUCUGUCCCCUAAGCCUAUAAAUUGCAUCCACAGUGGGUAAUGAAUCCUCGCCUCGCCACUUGUCUGCAAUUCUUAAGGCCCAUCAAUCAGCAAUCGGCGUUCCGUUGAUCCUCCAUUGGGAAUUCAUCACUCGUCCCUCCCUCCGCCCGCCGCGAUGAAGGCCCUCACCACCGCCACCCCGUCCUUGGACUUGUUGCCAUGUAACCACCAUCAGCGACUGCCACGAAUUGCUCAGCUGGGCAGCCAAGCUUUUUUUGCUCCUCUUCAACGCCGCGAUCAGAACCAGAGGCGCCUCGGAUACGGCUUCUGUCUCGCUCUCUCCUUCAACAACAACAACAAAUCCAUAUCUCCCAUUCCCAUUUCCGCCUCUGCUCAGGCAAAUGCUGACGAAUGUAACGCAACCCAGGCUAUGAGUAUGACCCCUGGUGGAGGGGUGAGCAAUACCAAUACCAAUACCAACAUCGUCCGAGUUAAGUUUAAGUUGGUGAGGGAAUGUAUAUUUGGACAGCAAUUUCUGGUUGUAGGGGAAGAUGAGGCUUUGGGAGCAUGGGAUGCGUCUGCGGGGCUGCCCUUAACUUGGCAUAUGGGCCAUUUGUGGACUGCAGAAGUGGAUCUGCCAGCCAGCAAAUUGAUCAAGUUCAAGUUCGUGCUCAAGGGCCCUGGAGUCACAUCUUGGCAGCCAGGUCCGGAUCGUACUUUUAGAACGUGGAGGUCUACAAAGAAAAUCUCUGUUUAUGAAGAUUGGCUUAACCCUGAAUAUCAGAACAUUGCUGAAGAGGAUUUGGCAUCUGAUCCCGACUCAAAUCACUUGGUUGUUACUGAGCCCAAGAUUACAUCGCCAAUGGAUCAAGGCUCCACUGAGGAAGGUAAUGGUGUUGCAAUUCCUGAAGAAGAAGAGCCUCUUGCACUGCCUGUGAUUACAGACAACAACAUCACCACCAACUUCAGCUCUUCAAGUGACAAAGAGAAUGCUCAAACUACAGUGAAUCUAACUCCUGAAAACAAUGGUGCGGCCGCAAGCGCUGGAAAGGAAUUGGUGUGCUCAGAUGGGAAAAGAGUAGUUGUAGCAAGUGAAGAGGUUCCGGUUCUGGUACCGGGGUUGAGCGCCACCAGAGGAGAAGACCAAGGGGAGAUUGCAGAACCAGAAAUUGCCCAGGCGGAGAAUAAUAGCAUUCUUGACAAUGCUGCAACUGAGAUUGGGGUCAUGACCGAGAAGUUGGAAUAUGAUUAUGCAUCUGCAUCUGCAUCUCCAUAUCCGAAUCCUCCACCACCACCACCACCGGGGCAUGCUAAUGGUAAUGCUACUGAGCAAGAAACAUAUGAAAAAGAGGAGGCGAAUAUCAUCAUGAUCGUGGAAAGGGAUGUGCAAUGGGGUAAACGAACUCUCCUGAAAUUGCUUUCUACUUUAGGAUUACAAUAGAAGAAAGUAAAUGUUUGUUUGUUUGUAUGGAUGGAUGUUGGCUCCAUGCCAAAUAGUAACAAGGGGAGACGUUGUUGUUGUUGUUGUUGAUGUACAUGAAUGAAUGAAUAGGUGUAAUGUAAUGUAAUGUAAUGUACGUGGUAGAGCGAGAUGCCCACUUUGUUGCAUGUGGGUAUUUAUUAGGACAUGGACAUGAACAAUAUGGGAGUCAUUUGUAUUAUUUACUGCCUAUUAGUAUUGUAUGAGUAGAGUGGUGCCCUUCACUUGAGUUGACAUCAUUUGUAUCUC